Uncinocarpus reesii 1704 is the source of this 4266-nucleotide messenger RNA. RefSeq lists its product as uncharacterized. NCBI's taxonomy places the organism in Eukaryota, Fungi, Ascomycota, Eurotiomycetes, Onygenales, Onygenaceae. The coding region runs from base 1 to 4266 and encodes 1421 amino acids. Gene Ontology annotation, cellular component: membrane. The record is from RefSeq and is a predicted model, not a curated record. The transcript is spliced from 6 exons.
AUGUCGUCGACUCGCCGGCAAACAACAACUUCACGACCUCGGUCGGGCUCCCAUGCGCCAAUGCCUACGAACGGAAAGCUAUAUCCCAGAACCACCCAGUCCCGACCCGAUGCGGAUUAUGAUGACUAUUCCGCGCUACCGCCUGGCCCUGAAGCUCCUAUAAUUCGUGGCGACUCGGUUCGACGCUCACACGCCCAGGAACAGUCUGGUGAAGCCCGAUCUUUUGCGGAGCGCGCAAGGCAUCUACCCCCUGAGCGUAGACUUCCGGAGCCUCCUCGAUCUAGCCCAACCGAAAACAUGCAGCGCUCUUCUUCGAUCUCAGCAGCUGGUGCUAUCCCGCCUACCCAACGGUCACAAUCACUAUCGGAGCAGCAAGCACUUAGUAAAAAACACCAGUCUCCUUCCGCAGAACAUUCUAUUUCACAGACCCAGCCGAGCGAACCAACCACGCCCAUCAGUCGAUCCAAUUCAGAGACCACCCGGAAAAAAGAUGCUCAGAAGAGGCGCGAUCGCGACUGGGCGCCGGCACGAUCUCCUUUGCAGAAACUUGAAGUGACAUUGAAGGAUAUUAGCAAGGAAGAGAAACGGGCUAGAGUGGAAGAGGCAGAGAUGCUCCUGAGAGAAGCCAAAGCUGGACGUCAGAGUCGUCGUGUUAGUCGGGAUGUGCGUCAAACUCCAAGGUCCAGGGCGGAUGAUCAGGCAGGAAACUCCGUUACUCAACCAUCCACCCUUGAGGAAGCCGGAAUUACAAGGAGCUUAAGUAUAAAGCAGCGAGAACGUCUACAGCACAGUGCCGUGGUAGAGUCUACGAAACCCUCCCCUGGACGGUUCUCAGCACAGCGCGAAGGAUUCGAUUAUCGGGCAUUUGAACAGGGCGAACCCAGUAACUCCGAUGUAGAUGUGGAAACGGAACAAAAUCCCCAGUUUUCGCUUGAUGCAGGGGUGAACCAAUUCAUGGCUGCCGCACAGGAAUAUGAACCAGAGCCAGAGCACAGAACCGCACAGCCAUCAGCAAAUCAAUUCAGAAAUGCACAAGGUCAAAGACGGCAGUCUUUUCAAUCUAGUGCUUCUCCAGUUAGCCCUGAAGCUCCAGUACAAAGAAGCAACAGCCGGAAACUUCAAAAGCCUAUGCCUAAAGAAUAUCAAGACCAAUACGGUAGGGAAUAUGCUGGCGGCCCAAACAUGGUACCUUCAACCAGCAGAGCAAAUGCUUACGAUAGUGCACCUAUCAAUUCAGAAACCCGGUCAGUACCCGUCAACAAACCUAUAGAAACGCUCAGGGCUACAAAUGACGAUACUGUUGGUCUAGGGCUGGCCACCGUUAGUAAUGAAGGCCAGUCGGAUGACCUAGACUCGACGACGGAAGGGAAAAGGCAUGAAAGUAAAAAGCGGUUUUCUGUGACAUUCGCUGUUCCGCCGCCGACUCCGCCGCCGCUCGAGGAAUGGAAAACGGCGACGGUCGGCAGGUUGGUUGCUGAUGAUUUUAAUUUGAAUCGCGUCGAUACCCAAAAGGCUUGGUGGGAAGGGGGUGGUUCGGGCAGGCGAAAGAGAAGUCAGUCCAUAUCGCAACAUAUUCCACAGCCUUCCCCCAAAAUAAAGAAAAACAACCAAUUCGAGCCAGCUCUUUAUUUGCGAUGUGGACCAUUACUCCGAUUCACCGGAAUGAAGCGCGAGAAGAUUGAUAGUCCUGCAGGGCCCAUCGAAAGGGAGAUCUGGAGAGGAAGCAUUAUGAUUGCCACGAAAGACUCUGCCUCUUCAUAUGGCGUUCCGCCCAUAAUUCGCCUUUUUCCGCAACCGAGAGAUUUGCUUCCACCUCCACCACCUGAGAUUCGCCCAGAACGCGGGGAGCAUCUUGCUCCUGAGUAUGUUGAUCCGAUUGCUGGGCUCACCAAACUAGCCAGAAACGGUAAACUGCUCUAUGUCAAACCGGUGGAUCAUAUCGAGGAGGCGCAAGACCUCUCCUUCGUCGAAGACGAAGAUGGGCUGUUUGAAGAAUCACCUAGCCCAUUAGAUUAUACCACUAGUCCCCAGGUGAACAAGUCACCCGACGCGAGGGUUCGAGACUUGGACGGGGAGUCUGUCGGAAAAUACAAGGAAAUCCCAGGAUUUCGGCUCUACGCCGACCCAGCGAGAGACGUGACUUUCUGGCGCUUCAAUCUUGAGAUUGAGCUGGGCACCAAGCAGGCGCACAUAGCUUAUCGCAUCAACCAAGGCUCUGCUCAAGGGUUCUGGGUGCCCGCAAAGGGACAAACGAUGAACGUCAUGUUCCACAGCGGCAAUUGCUUCAAUAAAGCCGUGGACACGGACAAGUUCAGCGGACCUGAUCCGUUAUGGCGAGAUGCGCUCAACGUCCACCAGACGCGACCGUUCCACGUUAUGGUCGGCGGAGGAUCGCAAAUCUACAAUGAUACCGUAGCGUUCGAAACCCAGCACUUUCAGAGCUGGUUGGACCUAAAAGUCAAAUAUGAAAAGCACGAGCACCCUUUCAACUUGGACAUCAAAGCCGAACUCGAGGAUUUCUAUUUGAACAAUUAUUUGCGGUGGUUCUCCCAGGGGCUAUUUAGCAUGGCCAGUUCGCAGAUACCGAUGGUUAACAUGUGGGAUGAUCACGAUAUAAUCGGCGGUUUUGGAUCUUAUUCGGAUGAGUUUAUGAAUUCGCCGGUCUUUUCUGGGCUGGGGAAUAUUGCUUUCAAGUACUAUAUGCUUUUUCAGCAUCAGAGCGUCCCGGAGGAAACGCAGACGGAGGAGCCCAGCUGGAUUAUGGGUGCCAAUCCAGGCCCCUUUAUUCACCAAAGAAGCAGAAGCGUUUUCGUGCACUUGGGUAGGCGGGCGGCACUUUUAGCUGUAGACUGUCGAACUGAGCGCACCAGGUACGAUAUCCUGAGCGACGACACCUAUGACCUGAUUUGGAAUCGCUGCCACCAGGAGAUAGUGAAAGGAGAGACAAAACAUCUGCUCGUCCUUAUAUCAAUACCGGUCGCUUAUCCGAGAAUGGCGUGGCUUGAAAACGUGACAAGCAAGGUGAUGGACCCUAUGAGAUCACUUAGCAAAGUCGGGUUGUUUGGGAGCUCAGAGAACAAAGUUGGGAGCGGCGCCGGGCAUUUAGACGACCAUUGGACAGCAAAGCUGCAUAAGCUCGAACGAAAGUGGUUGAUUGAGGACCUUCAGGAACUAGCUGCAGAGAAGUCUGUUCGGAUCACGAUUCUGGGAGGUGAUGCCAGUUUGGCGGCAAUGGGGCAGUUUUACACAGACCCAAAGCUUGAGAUUCCAAAGGAUAAAGAUUACAGAUAUAUGCCAAACGUGGUCUCGUCACCGAUUGUCAAUGCACCCCUGCCAGAAAUUAUGAGUGACGCACUGAAUCGGCGAAACAAGGUUCAUAUCGUCGAUACGAAGACAGUCGAGGACAUGAGACCAAUCUUUACCCAUGAUGUCGACGGGAAGCCGAGAAAUAAUAAACGGCUCCUGCCAAGGAGGAAUUGGUGUUGCAUCCGGGAAUACGCUCCAGGUUCAACACCGGUUCACACACCUUCGGAGCCCGACACGCCAGAAGGCCCUAGAGUGGGGAACCUUGUCCGGUCUCUAUCACUCUCUCGUGGCGAGAGCCGAGGUCUGGGACGGUCAUUCUCUCUCUCACGACGGUUUUCUAUGCGAGGACCGCCGCCGUCAAGAUCUAUAGAGACAGCAGAAUACAACCAGCGCAGCGUCAGCCACGACGGUUCGCAGCAGCCUUCAGAGCAUCAGGAUAGUUAUUUCCCAGCACUCUCGGGACAGCCUCCCCAACAGCCUAACGGAAACGAACCCGAACCACGGCCCGGGAAUUUCAUCCGACGACGCACCGAUUUGAGUGCAAAGGAUCUCAAGCAAGCGCUCAGACGGGGGCACGAUAUGCAUCAUUUCAUUAACCUUGAGGGUGGCCUGGAUAUCACCUUAAACUGCGAAGUAAGCCCCAGCGACCCAGCUGGCAUCACAACGCCGUACAGGGUCCUGGUACCUGCGUUAUCAUUCGACGGCGAGUUUGAGCCUAGCAUUCCUCUUGAGAAACGGAAGUGGUGGAUGCUGAGGCGCAAGAAGCCAGCCAACACGCAGCCCGGAGACGAGAUCAGUGAGGAUAAGUAUGAUGAUCAACCCGGCCAGGGUGCUGCGAGGCCAUCUACCCCGCCGGUGCAGGAGAAACAUGGUCAAUUUUCUUCCCCUGACGGCGUGGGACAGGGAUACAGCAGCGUGGAAGCGUACAGGCCGAAGAAAAAGCGGUUUGGAAUCUUCUGA